Amoebophrya sp. A25 is the source of this 1113-nucleotide messenger RNA. NCBI's taxonomy places the organism in Eukaryota, Dinophyceae, Syndiniales, Amoebophryaceae. The record is from the annotation of a GenBank genome assembly.
GGAGAAACGAAGAACGUGCAGUGUCGUUUAGAAGUCGUAAAGAAAGCGGGUAUAAAAAAUAGUAAUGAAAGGUCAGCCUCGCACGACUACGCACACGAAGUUACUCAAGCUUCUGAGCAGUGUGUGGUUCUGCGAUGGCACUGAAAGGUAGAAAAAGUGUUUGUAGAAGCUACGAUACUGAAAGUAGUUAAAGAAAUAGCAUAAGUGAAAGAUGGAUGAGAAAGAGGUAUCUGAAGCUGAAGUAAAGAAGACUCCUCGUCUCCGAAGACGCAAGAAGGAGAGGAGAAGGAUUUGGAAGGGCUUCCGAAUGCAGCUUGCACCACUGAGAAUAAACUGGCGCAGGAUAUUAAAGAUUCGUGGGAGUAGAAGCGAGCUAUUUGAAGGUUGUGCAUCCCCCUACAUCAACAAGAAACUGCAAUUCAAGAGGGAUGGUCUUGCUCUUCCUGCGCCCAACGUCUUGUCAGUGAGGAAGAAGAGGAGGCUGAUGCGUCGUCGCAGACUCGUUUUUGAUUCAGAAAGCGAUAGGUCGGAGAUCGCAGAUAUGGCAACGCACAAACGGUACGCGAUCUCCAUCAACGACUACAAGGCGUGGCUCGACGAGGCACACUUACAAGGCGCAGAACAUGGCUGGGCUGCAUGGAAAGCAUCAGGAUAUGAUGAAAUUAUGUCGUUGCACGACUUUAGACGCGGCAAAGGCGUAUGGCGUCGCGAGACGAUUACUGGCAAAACACGUCUGUCGUGGCCGGACUGGCACAAGAAAUAUCGAUCAGACUUCCCCGAUGUUGCGGCUUGUCGGCGUAGUGCAUACCUUGCGAAACUGACAAGAAAUCACAGGCUGUUACAACGGGCGAAGUUAGUGGUGCCAGGAAUUCACGAUCUGGUGGGCGUGGAUCUUGGCGAAGCGCUAGCAGUUUACGUCUCGACAUACGAGGCAAACACUUGGGUACGUCUUAUGGGACAGCCGGCACCGACAGAAAUUGCACCUCCGAAGAAGGACAUGAUACCCGAAAAAACGAACAAAAAAAAAGCAUUUAAGACCGCCCAUGAAAAUGCUAAAAAGAACAAAAAAAAAAAAAUGACUUCACAUAGAUGACCGUUACGUGAUAUGUGUGA